Molecule: messenger RNA, 4387 nt
Organism: Onychostoma macrolepis
Lineage: Eukaryota; Metazoa; Chordata; Actinopteri; Cypriniformes; Cyprinidae
Gene: s1pr3a
Product: sphingosine-1-phosphate receptor 3a
Exons: 2
Coding region: 456-1655 (399 amino acids)
Biological process (GO): G protein-coupled receptor signaling pathway
Cellular component (GO): membrane
Molecular function (GO): sphingosine-1-phosphate receptor activity
Source: RefSeq, a predicted model, not a curated record
CAGAACCAUCCAAACACAGACGACGGAACGUUCGCUCGCUGCCUGUAAGAAACCCGAAGUGUUGUCGAGUUCCCGCCCAGAAUGUGAGGGAAUGUUGAGGAAAGGAGCGUAAUUUGGAGUUUAGGAUGAGAACUCACAGGUGAAUUAUUUUCAUUAAUAAUCUGACAAGUCCAAAAACUUGGAUAUAGUUAAAAAGCCGGAUGCAAAUCGUUUGGGAAAAGUGCUUCAAGGAUAAACGAUUCGUUGAGUAGCCUACAUGUUGGAAGGUUUUCAUCUCCUAAAACUUUUAAAGGUUUAUUUAUUAACCAGUAACCCAAGAUGUAGGUGCAUCUCUCGAGAUAAAUAACUGGAAUCAUAAUGUGUGAAGUGGUGGAGUCCUUUCCAAACUUUCUCACUGGAAGGUGCUCAUAGACGCCAUCUCCUGUUCAAAAGUGGUCACGGGGACUGUGUGGAAAAUGGAUGACGAGUUUGAACCUGGAAUGAAUUUUAUUAUAGUAAACCAUUACAACCACUCGGGCAAGUGGGGAAGGCCAAAAAGCACCGGUACAUACAAGACAGCCUUCCUCAUUUGCAUCUGUGCUCUGAUCGUGUUGGAGAACAUCACUGUACUACUGGCACUAUGGCGCAACAAGCGUUUCCACAGCCGCAUGUACUUUCUCAUCGGCAAUCUGGCACUUUCGGACUUGUUAGCUGGCGUGGCAUACGUGGUUAACAUCUUCACCUCUGGCCGCAAUACUUUUUUCCUCAGUCCUGGCCAGUGGCUGCUGCGAGAGGGGAGCAUGUUUGUGGCACUUAGUGCUUCGACCUUCAGCUUGCUCGCUAUUGGGAUUGAGCGCCACAUGACAAUGGUUCGUCUACGGCCGUGUGAGACCGCAGGAAGGGGGAGGUUGCUAGUUCUCCUGGGAGCCUGCUGGGCUGUUUCGGUCCUGCUGAGCGCCUUGCCUAGUCUCGGCUGGAACUGUUUGGACCGAUAUCCCACUUGCUCCACUAUCCUACCACUGUACGACAAAAGCUACAUAGCCUUCUGCAUCAGUGUCUUCACAGCCCUUCUAGCGGCAAUCGUGGUGUUAUACGUGCGCAUCUACCUGCUAGUGACAUCCAGCGGGCGUAGAGUGAGUUCCCGGCCAUCGGACCGCUCGCUCGCACUUCUGCGCACGGUAGUGAUAGUACUGGGAGUUUUUGUGGCCUGUUGGGCUCCCCUUUUUCUGCUAUUGCUGCUGGAUGUGGGAUGCAGUCCAGAGCGGUGCCCGGUUCUCUAUAAGGUGGACUGGUUCAUCGCUCUGGCCGUGCUCAACUCCGCCCUCAACCCGCUCAUCUACACGUUUUCCAGCCGUGAGAUGCGGGCCGCCUUCAUCCGCGUGCUGUGCUGCUGUUGUUGUCCAGCACAGCUGGACUCUAUUCCCACGGUGGCAGGGGCGGCACUCCCAGGAACAGUCAUUCCCACUGCAGAGAACAGCAAAUCAAGCAUGGCUGGGGGAGCAAGUGGUGCAGCUAAGUCCUCCCUAAUGCGAGGUAAAGUUCCCAUCCCGUCAAACUCCCACCAUCAGCAUGGGGACACGUCGCCUCCGGCUGUCACGCACCCCUCCGGGCCAGGUGACCUACUGUCUGCGGUGCUGGUUAAAGCUGGGGCACUUCCUUCUUUGGGGAAGUUUUGAAAAAGAUACUAAAGGAGUCAGCACAAAAGAGCGGGAUUUUGUUAUUUCCCAAGAUGUUUGGUGACGGUUCCUUGUAAAUAUAGACUGUACUUCAGCUCUCUGAGGAUUACAAACUUGGAUUUGCUUUUAUACAAAAGGCAUCCAUUGACGAUGAGAUUUCAAAGAGCAACAAACUCAAUCAAAGUGAGAUUGAACAAACGCUGACCAAAGGAUACACAAACUGAAUUUACUUCUACAUGUAUUAAUAUUUAUGAAACUGAGCAUGUGCUGUGAGCACAUAACAUAGAGCCACUACAGAAUGUAAUCACUCGAAAAGCUUAGGUGUGCAAUCUUUUUUUAUCAAAAUAAUCCAAUUUGCAUGAAGGAAAACACCUUAACAGUAUUAUACGCAUUAUUAUAGCACUCUGUGUGUAUGACUGACCUUUAACAUUUUCCCACAGUUUAUUACUAGACAAAAACAUUUUGAAUAGUUUGCUGCAAGCUAGCUGUAAUACACUUUAACAAAUGGAGUGUUUUUAAAAAGACUGUGGAUGUUUAUGGUUAAUAUUCUGUGGAUCGCUUUACAUGGCAAAAUGUAAGAUGAGGUUGUUGCAUUGUGAAUGUGUUGAAAUUUGGAUUGUUCUGCUCAAUAGUACUUGCUAACUGACAUAAAACUGCCAUAAAAUUUAAAGUGUGACUAUAAUAUUUUAGUGUGAAGAAAAACGGGCAUCUUAUGUUGAGGUUGGCUUGCCUGUGCUGCUUUUAUUUGCAUGUAACCACUAGAGGGAACUGUGCCAUCACAUUGAAAUCUACUGCACCACUGAGCAAUAGUGAAAGCAAUGCACAAACACAUUUUGUCUAUAUGAAUGCAGUCCAAGCACUGUUAUUUAGUCACUUGGUAGAUGCAUCAUAGUAGCCUCGUAAUAAAUGGUUUUGCCUGUAAAAAAAAAAAAAAAUCAUGAUCAAUUGCGCCAAUCUUUGAGCCAUACUGCAGUAAAUACUAACCAGAGCUGUGCAUACAUGUGCUAGUUUAGAUCAUAAAGGUAUUAUCAGAUAUUAAGUUCAGUUCACAGCAUAGGUUGAAUGAAUUUCGACUUAGUUUUGAGCACAUCUGGGUUACAAUAAGGCACUUAAAAUGGGAAAAUUUAUUGGGCUAAUCCAUAAACCUUAAAAUACUAGGGAUUUCUAUAGUAUAACCACAGGACAUACUAUGCAUGUUAACGUGAAUUUAGUGUGGAAUUCUUUUUUUUUUUUUUUUACCUGGUAAUCAAUAUUAUGCCACAAAUGCUGUAGCUCUGUUACUUCUACCAAUUAGUUACUGGUUAGCCAUACAUUGCUUAUUCAUACUGCUUCUUGCAUUGUAUGAACAAAAAAACAUGAAUUUUGGACAUGUUGAGAACAAGUGGCAUUUUGUUGAAGAAUGGUUUUUAUAGCAUUUGACAAGUGUGACAUUUCAAGUAAUUUACCAUCCUAAGCUGUAGAGCUCUCUCUCUCUCUCUCUCUCUCUCUCUCUCCCCAUCACAGUGAUCUUUGCAGUCAGGUUGAGGGAAAAAAAAUAGAAUGUUAAACAAAUCAAACUCAUUUACAAGGCCUGAGCCGUUUCCUAGGUAAAAUCAUGUCUGCUGGCAUCCCGUAGCUCAAAAUUCAAAGACAUUCAGUAUCACCGAAUUCAUUUGUCAAGAGGUUUCACACCAAACGAUUGAAGUGCUAUGAAGAAUCAUCAUCAACAAACAACAAUGACGACUAAAGCGUGAUGUGUAACCUUGAGCAAAAUCACACAGCAACCCACAACGCAAUGACAACAAGCCUUAUACAAAGUCUUUGAAAUAAGCGCACGCCACAUAGAGGACAUUAAUCCUUUAAAGUGAGGUAUCACACACUUGCCACACACAAUAUGCCUCUACACCUCAUGUAAUGAAUGGCUCUUUGCUACAAUGGAUCAAAGCACGGACCACUGAGCUAUUGUGGAUGGCCACUAUUGAGAAUAUUCAUUUGUCUGUGUGCUUGUCAGAGCUGAGGGGAGUCUCUGUGGCUGAAUACAUCAGACUGGCACAUUGCUUGGCCCAGCACUCGGUGUGAACAAUGCCUCCAUCUGGACCAGCGACUCAGGAUGUGCCAAUGCGAGAGCACUCAAUUGAUUUUCUCCCAUUCGGGGACCAGGGGUCACAUUUAACAAGCUUUCAAGGGUUGACUGAGGUAGAAGGUGUUUGUGUGUACGUGUGUUGCUUGGGAAAUGUGUCAGGAGCAAGAUCUAGAAACCAUAAUGAUGUCCUUGGUGCACUUCUGGUCAAGGUUUGGUAUCAGACCUCCUCAUUAGUCAGAGGCUUACUAGCCCAAGACCUGAUUUGCUAGUGCACUGGUUUUAAAGGGAAAGUUAGCCCAAAAAUGUAAAAUUGUGUCAUUUACUCUCCCUAAUGUUUGUUCCAAACCUGUAUGGCUUCCUUUCUUCAAAAGGAGAUAUCUUGAACGGUUUUGGUCCAUACACUCAAAGUCAAUGGGGUCCAAAUCAAUCCCUUUCUUUAAUAUAGACAAAAACAUUUUUCUAAAUAUCUUUUUACAAAAAAGCAAGCAAGUCAUACAAGUUUGAAACAACACAAGGCAGUGUAAAUUGUCAUCGAGUUGGCCAAAAUUAUUGGUACCAUUUGCUAGCAUUUAUUAGUGAUCCAGCACCCUUGCCUCAAAACCAAAUACUGAUCCAAACUGGAUAUAAAAGCAGGGAUAAGAUGCUUCAGUGCCAGACUCUGACAAGCUGU